This is a messenger RNA of Oncorhynchus masou masou (cherry salmon), 6328 nucleotides long. RefSeq names its product glypican-5-like. Gene Ontology annotation, biological process: regulation of protein localization to membrane; cell migration; positive regulation of canonical Wnt signaling pathway. The transcript has 9 exons. Gene Ontology annotation, cellular component: extracellular region; cell surface; plasma membrane. The record is from RefSeq and is a predicted model, not a curated record. The coding region runs from base 283 to 2106 and encodes 607 amino acids. Lineage: Eukaryota; Metazoa; Chordata; Actinopteri; Salmoniformes; Salmonidae.
AGUAUGCACGCAGUCGAACAGCGCCUGUUGAGUGUGGGACGUCUACCAAUCUUCGUCUACCACAAUACCGUCUCUCCCCUCCCCAAGACAAGAUCCUAUAGGCUCAGUGUGGAAGGGCCUUUAUGCAUUAAAACCAAUAAUGUGAGAACCCGAUGCAGACCUCGUGUCAUGGACGUUUAAUUGUAACAACAGCUCCAUUUUAUUUGUGUCGUACAUUUUCUUAACCGGCGGUGAAAUCAUCGAUUUACACUAACCUACUGAUACCUGGAUUGAGAUGCGGCAAUGUUCCGAGCAAUAUGCACACGUGUAAACUUCUGCUGGAUUUGGCUGGCUGUUCUGUUUCUCCUGAAAGUAGAGGAUGUUGGCGCGUACAGCUGUCAUGAGGUGAAGACUGCUUUCCAGGUGCGACAGAUCGGUCCGCUGAAGUGGGUACCGGAGACACCUGGAACAGAUGUGGACCUGUUGGUGUGUAAGCACCAGGGCCCGUCCUGCUGCACCCGCAAGAUGGAGGAGAGCUACCAGGAGGCGGUGAGACGAGAGACCCUCCAGAAUGUCCGCUCCUACAGCUUCGAGCUGAAGUACCUCAUCUCCGGCCACGCCACCGCCUUCCAGGACACCUUCCAGUACCUGCUCUCCUUCUCCCAGGGCCACCUAUCCUCCCUGCUAGAGGACACAUACUCGCCCCUCUCCCGGGAGGCCCUCCCCCAUGUCAACGCCCUGUUCUCCUCCCUCUCCCUCUACAUCCGCGGACACAACCUCUCCCUCGAAGCUGCCGUGGCCCGUUUCCACGACAACCUCUUCCCGCUCGUCUACGGGCGCCUGGUCAACCCGGGCGUGGGCGUCCAGGGUGGUUUGUCCGGCGAGCGGGGCGAGUGUCUCCGUGCCACACGGCAGGACGUCAACCCAUUCGGCCCUCACCCCGAAAUGCUCGCUCAGGAAUUGGGGCGCACCCUGGGCGCCGGGCGAGCCUUAUCCCUGGCCCUCGCCGAGGGCACCGAAGUCAUGAACGCCACUGAACACGUUUCCUUCACCAAAGAGUGUUUACGUGGCUUGACCAAGAUGCAGUACUGCUCGCACUGCCGUGGGCUGACGCUGAUCAAGCCGUGCGUGGGCUACUGCCUGAACGUGAUGCGCGGGUGCUUGGCGAGCGUGGCCGAGCUGGACGGGCCGUGGCGGCGGUAUGUGGCGGCUCUGGAGGAGCUGACCAAUGCUGUGGCCGGACAACACAGCCUGGAACUGGCACUGCUUGGAGUCAGAGGGCACGUGAAUGAGGCCAUACUACACGCUCAGCUCCAUGGGCCCACGCUGACCGCUACGGUGGACAAAGUGUGUGGUCAGUCAGCCAAGGAGCCCCGCACCAGCGUCCACCCUGACCCCGCCCCGGAGGUCACGACCUCCACGGUGACAUCAUCGACCGUCCCUCCCUCCGACCCCCCCUCCAUCCCCCCACCAGAACAGCUGAUGGGACAACUUGCCCACCUGAGGAGUUCAUUCCCCCUGAAACCCUCCAAGAACGAUAAACCUAGAAGUCUGAAAAAGAUCUCUAGGGAGUUUCUGAGCUACAUCCAGCGCUAUAAGUCAUUCUUUGCCGUGCUUCCAGAGAUGUUGUGUGAGGGAGAGAUGGUGGUGGACGACUUUACCUGCUGGAGUGGAGACGACGUGGUGGAGAGUUAUACAGACAGAGUGGUGGGGAACGGUCUCCAGGCCCAGAAGCAGAACCCCGAGGUCAAAGUUCGCAGCCCAAACCCCGAACUGGCCGAGGUGAAGGAGAGGCUGGAGCGCUUCAACCAGGAGAUUCAGGACAUGCUGCCAGGGCUGGGCCAGAGCGAGUCCUGGGGGGAGCUGGGUAGUGGCGACACAGAGGAUGGCAGCGGAGACUGUGACGAUGAAGACGGGUGUCAAGGGUCUGGAACGGGGACGGUCAGGAGCUCCCCUGAUGGUCGACCAGAGGUUUCCAGCGACAAACCCGUAGGAAGUAACCCUGGUGGUCGUGCUCCCCCUGUGGUGAGGCUGAGAGGUGCAGGGUGCCCCCCUGCCUGUCUGUCUCUACCCACGGCCCUCACCCUCCUCCUGGUCACUCUGGCUCUACAGUGGAGCAUGCUGUGAUCAAAUCAUAGUGUCCCCUACUGACCUGGCCCCAUCCACACACACAGUGGAGACUACACCCCUACACCACCUCCUAUGUACCCCAACCCCAAUGCACAGACUGGACUGGGGUAGAGGAAGGAGGAUGGAUGAAGAAAUGCGAAGAGGACGGAGAGAGAGGGAGGAGGGGGUGAAGAGAGAAGGAGAGAGAGAGAUGUGUGUGUGUGUGGGGGGGGGGCUCCUCACAGGCAGAUUGUUACAGUACUCAGCCUGCUGCUUCCUGUGUGUAUGCUGUGGACUAGUCUCCCUCCACAGCUCUCCUGCUCUCUGCUUUAACAAUGCACUCACAUUCUCUACCACUGGGACGGACUACCACGCGGUGGGACGGUCUACUACCACGCGGUGGGACGGUCUACUACCACGCGGUGGGACGGACUACCACAUGGUGGGACGGACUACUACCACGCGGUGGGACGGUCUACUACCACGCGGUGGGACGGACUACCACAUGGUGGGACGGACUACCACAUGGUGGGACGGACUGCCACAUGGUGGGACGGACUACCACAUGGUGGGACGGACUACCACAUGGUGGGACGGACUACCACGCGGUGGGACGGACUACCACGUUAUGGGACGGACUACCACGCUGUGGGACGGACUACCACAUGGUGGGACGGACUACCACGCGGUGGGACGGACUACCACGUUAUGGGACGGACUACCACGCUGUGGGAUGGACUACCACAUGGUGGGACGGACUGCCACAUGGUGGGACAGACUACCAUAUGGUGGGACAGACUACCACGCGGUGGGACGGACUACCACGUUAUGGGACGGACUACCACGCUGUGGGACGGACUACCUCGCGGUGGGACGGACUACCACAUGGUGGGACGGACUACCACAUGGUGGGACGGACUACCACAUGGUGGGACGGACUGCCACAUGGUGGGACGGACUACCACGGGGUGGGACGGACUACCACGCGGUGGGACGGACUACCAUGCGGUGGGACGGACUACCUCGCGGUGGGACGGACUACCUCGUGGUGGGAUGGACUACUACAUGGUGGGACGGACUACCACGUUAUGGGACGGACUACCACGCUGUGGGACGGACUACCACGUUAUGGGACGGACUACCACGUGGUGGGACGGACUACCACGCGGUGGGACAGACUACCACGUUAUGGGACGGACUACCACGUGGUGGGACGGACUACCAUGUGGUGGGACGGACUACCACGUGGUGGGACGGACUACCACGUGGUGGGACGAACUACUACAUGAUGGGACGGACUACCACGUUAUGGGACGGACUACCACGCUGUGGGACGGACUACCACAUUAUGGGACGGACUACCACGUGGUGGGACGGACUACCACGUUAUGGGACGGACUACCACGUGGUGGGACGGACUACCACGUGGUGGGACGGACUACCACGCGGUGGGACGGACUACCACGCGGUGGGACGGACUACCACGCGGUGGGACGGACUACCACGCACUGGGACGGACUACCACGCGGUGGCACGGACUACCACGCGGUGGCACGGACUACCACGCACUGGGACGGACUACCACGCACUGGGACGGACUACCACGCACUGGGAUGUACUACCACGCACUGGGACGGACUACCACGCUGUGGGACGGACUACCACGCACUGGGACGGACUACCACGCGGGACUUCUGGGCCUCAAUAUGCAAAACUCGCUCACAUACUCACGUGCACGCUUUCACGCACACACACACACCUAAACGAACGCAUAUGCAGGAAAGCAUGCAUACACUUGCGCACGCACACACUUUUCAAUCUGCUGCUGGUUUUCUGUGUUGUCAGCUACAGUACUUACCUCUGUGGAUACUUUUCAUCUUUAGCCAAUCUUCUCCCGGGUUUCAACGCCAUUGGGCAGAGUUCACUUCAUUUUCAAUCUCUCGGCUGUUUAUAUGCUCUAGAGGAUUAACACAUAUAAGAAAUGCAUGCCGGAUUAAUAAUACAAUCCCUUUCCCACCAGGCCAGCGUAGCCGAUUGGACCCACUCUAAUUGAUUAAUCCUAAUCCACGUCAUCAUUUUGUAUUGCCUGUUGCUGCAGGAUUAUUUUCCUUCUGUGGCAAACUGACUCAGAUGAGGACCCCAUGUCUGUAUGCAACAGUAGAAUGUAUCGAUAUCAUUGGUAGAGAAGGGCAGGAACGCACACGCUCAUCAGACAUAGCAUGCGUGUGUGGGUGGCCAUGUACUGUGUAUAGACCGAUUGAUUUGUUUGAGUAUAUUUAGAUAUCGUUCUAUCGAGCUCUCCCAACAUCAGCCCUUUAUCGAUAGAGUUGAAUGGAUGAAACGUGCCUGAAUAGAUUCUAUUUUUGUUUCUAUUUUCGUUUCCUGAAUAGCUUUGAAUGAACUGUGCUUGUCCCCGGAUUAAAUGAAACGCAAUGCAAUAGUAUCAGAGAUAUAUUUUGUAUCACGACUAUACCAAGAAUGUACACGUGUAUUUUCGUACACCAACAUGCUACGUGAAGUGUUGGCAACCUCCUUUCACCAGGAACCAUCGGUCAAAGCCUGUUUGUACAUUGUUGAUACACUAUUGUUCGUCGUUCGUCCACUUUUGUUGUUGUUGUCUGCGUUUCGCUCUUUGAAUUGCACAUAUGCAUGUCUACCCUUCAUAGUUAUCAUUGUUUUGUGACGUGUACUGUAUUACAUUGCAACAGUCUGUUACCUCUACGGAAAAGAAGAAAAAAAACAACAUUUCAUGCUACUCUGCACCUCUCUCUUUUAUCUCCCUCUCUCGCUCGCUCUCACUCAUCUGUCUCUCUUUUAUCUCCCUCUCUCGCUCGCUCUCACUCAUCUGUCUCUCUUUUAUCUCCCUCUCUCGCUCGCUCUCACUCGUCUGUCUCUCUUUUAUCUCCCUCUCUCGCUCGCUCUCACUCAUCUGUCUCUCUUUUAUCUCCCUCUCUCGCUCGCUCUCACUCAUCUGUCUCUCUUUUCCAUAACCCAUUUAAUUGCUUUAGUUUCUGUUUGGACAAGGUGAUCAAAAGAUGUAACCAGCUUAUUCUACAGUUACCAUAUUAACCCAUAUUUAGGAUAGCAACCGUUGAACAAUACAUUAUAUCACUCAUGCAGAAACAUACACAAUGCAGUUACAUACACGGCAGGGCAUUUCUAUCGCUUCGUCAAAAUAUUCAAUCGAACUUGUUGUUUGAUUUAAUAUUUUGAUUGAAGUCAGUUUUAUUUUUUACAUUUUUUUAUUUUUAGAAGGGAAUGUUUCUUCGGUUGGUACCGUAGAGGUUUGUACACUUGAAGUGAUUAAAACCAGCAGAAUGAAUGUCUCAAAAAACACAGAUGUUUAUACUGUUUAGGCCUAUAAGGCCAGUCGGUUUCUGCUGACCACGGGAUCUGACGAGUGAAAAACGAUGCUACAUUUAGCCUACACCUGGUUCAUGUUCAAUAGGGCACGCAAAGGAAAGUGAAAAUGAGACGUUAUCAUGACCUCUUUUUUUAACGUUUUUUUUCCUUGCUGCCUAAUGAACACAACCCUUGCCUUUCUCUUUCUGCUGACAAGGGCGUGACCUAUAUUGGGCGAAAAGUACUUUACUGUGUCUCCAAAGUUGGAGUGGUGCAUUGCUUCCCGCAGUAUCUGUAUUGAACUGAGUUGGCCUAAUGCAAAGUUGGCCGACAGACAUUUUGUUUUCAGGCCACAUUCAGAGCUGUACUGUCGACACAUCACCUGGUCACUGUCCUCUCUGUUGCAUUUCUCAUCUACCGUUUCUUUAACUCGCAUCCAAUGCAUUAAGAUAAUUUACUAUAGCAUGUGUAUAAAUGUAUAUAUUUUAAGUCCCUUUCCAUUUGUGGUUUCAUUUCCUUUCUUUUAUAUUGGAAACAUCACAGUGUAAGAAAUGUGGUGUUGUAAAGGUAUAUCACAUUUAUUCUACUAUAAUGCUGUACUGAAGAUUUCCCCCAUCAGCAAGAUUACUAUCGUAAUGGCCAUUGAGUGUGAAUGCAGUGGACAUUUGCCUGACAACUGAUAUUGGCUCUUUCUCAAUUCAUCUUUCUUCUAUUCCUCGUAUCCUCUCGCCACGCCUCAUUCUCAAACCGCUUUGGAGAAGCAAGCGAGCGGAGGGACCUUGGACCUUCUCCAAUAGGGUUGAGGAGGUGGUGAGGAAUCCCGGGAAGGACUAGUUAAGAUAGAGCCGUUGUUUUCAUCCCAUGUGACUUAUUCUUUAUUAAAGGGCUCCCACUGUUA